Messenger RNA from Manihot esculenta (cassava), 1982 nucleotides. Its product is annotated as heptahelical transmembrane protein 4. The transcript has 4 exons. Lineage: Eukaryota; Viridiplantae; Streptophyta; Magnoliopsida; Malpighiales; Euphorbiaceae. The record is from RefSeq and is a predicted model, not a curated record. Gene Ontology annotation, molecular function: signaling receptor activity. Gene Ontology annotation, cellular component: membrane. The coding region runs from base 470 to 1690 and encodes 406 amino acids.
UAAUUCGUGCCGAAUCCGCAACCAUUAUAGAUUCGCAUUGGCGGACACCACCUUUGGCAUCUCCGCAUCUCGUCUGAGCAUCUACCUCUCUCUCUCUCCGCAUCUGCUCAAACCCCAAAGCAUCUCUCUAUCUCUCCGAUUGGCACCCCCCUCCCCCCCUUCUUUAAAUUUAAGAACAUGGUGCUUCGUGCUUCGUGUUGAUAUUUAAAUUUCUCUCGUUUUUGUCUAUCUACAAGAAUUUCAAAUAGUGAUUUUCUUAUCGUCUAGUGUUUUGAUUUAUCCCUCUUUCUUUAUUUGUCCCCAUUCCUUGGAUUCUCAUUUAAUUGACUCUCCCUGGCUUCACUCGGUGCCUUGUUGUCGCGUUUGAUCUGAGCUCUGUUUCUACCUCAGAAUUGCAAAUAUAAAAUCUUUUCUGAAGAAUUCCCAUCUGAGUCUUCUGUCUCAGUCGGUGUUUCUUCAAUUUCUGAAAAUGGGUGGUGGAAAGCAAAUUAGUGGGAUGUCAGAAGUUAUAUCGGAAACAAUGGAGAAGCACCAACUGAGCUUUUCAAAGGAAGGGAAAGGGAAGAGAUUGUGGAAGAAAGUGAAGUACCAGCUUGUAGAAUAUCAUUCUUUGCCUGGUUAUUUAAGGGACAAUGAGUACAUAGUGGGCCAUUACCGAUCUGAAUGGCCGUUGAAGCAGGUUCUGCUAAGCAUCUUCAGUAUACACAAUGAGACAUUAAAUGUUUGGACGCAUUUGAUUGGGUUCUUCCUUUUCCUUUCCUUGACCAUAUACACAGCCAUGAAGGUUCCAAAGGUGGUUGAUCUUCACUCUUUACAACUUCCAGAUGUUUUGAAAGCUGAUUUGCACAAAUUGCAUGAAUGCCUCCCUUCUUUACCUACCCUGCCUAAUAUUCACAGACUUAGGGAGGAAAUAAGGACUACAUUGCCCUCAAUGGAUUUGCUUCCAUCCCUCUCUGGAUGGCACAUUAUGGAACUUCUGUACAAUUGUUUGCCUGAGCGAUUCUUCAGUGGCAACCACACAGAUGUCUGCGUUCUGCGUAGUAUGAAGGAGGAUGUAGUAAAAAUGAUAGCCCCCCUGAUGGUGAGGCCAAUCACACGGUGGCCCUUUUUUGCUUUCCUUGGUGGGGCCAUGUUUUGCUUGCUGGCUAGCAGCACAUGCCACCUUCUCUCCUGCCACUCUGAGCGCAUGUCAUACAUUAUGCUUAGGCUUGACUAUGCUGGAAUUGCAGCCCUCAUAUGUACUUCCUUUUAUCCCCCUGUUUAUUACUCCUUCAUGUGCGACCCUUUCUUCUGCAACCUCUAUUUGGGAUUCAUAACCAUUUUGGGAAUUGCCACAAUUUUGGUGUCUCUCCUGCCAAUGUUUCAAACCCCAGAAUUUCGUACCAUUCGAGCAGCUCUCUUCUCUGGUAUGGGCAUGUCUGGAAUAGCACCAAUCCUGCACAAGCUUGUCCUGUUCUGGGACCAGCCUGAGGCUCACCACACAACAGGAUAUGAAGUUUUGAUGGGGAUUUUGUACGGAAUUGGAGCAUUGGUUUAUGCUACAAGGAUUCCAGAACGAUGGAUGCCUGGAAAAUUUGAUAUUGCAGGGCACAGCCACCAACUUUUCCAUAUAUUUGUAGUGGCUGGAGCUUACACUCAUUAUCAUGCUGGGCUAGUUUACCUCAAGUGGAGAGACCUGGAAGGGUGCUAGAGGGAAAAAGAAAAAAAAAUCCUGAAUCGUAAAAUAACAUAGCAGAAUUCACUGUAUAAAUAAUUAGGUGAAGUAAAUCUAGAUAUAUGAAUGCAGUGGAAAACAGAAUUGCUAUAUCCUCCAUUCUGUGUAUAAUUUAUCCAUGAUGAUGGAUCAUGUAUGAUUGUACUGCUGUAUUUGAAGGGAUAUAAUAUUCUUUGUAUGGAGCCUGUCUGCUGUAUUUGACGGGACAUAGUAUUCAUUGUAUGGAGCCUGUCUCAAAUAGCAUGGAAAAUUGCUGCGUUAUUUUUCA